CUCAUACCGAACCAUGUUAUUGAUACCAGACCUAAACAAUUCCAGCCAAGCCUAUGGUGGUAGCCAACUACGACCAAAAGUCUCUGAACAGUCAAUUGAACUCUCGAUUUGGGCUGAGGAUGACAAGAACCCUUUGAUCCCAUCGACAGCCAGACAGCAUUGGAAGCCAUUGACACAGAAAGUAUACUUUCUUGUGCCGACCAUCCUAGCUUCUGGAACAUUGAUCGCUAUCCUCCAAACCUACUUGGAACAAAGCAAUCGUCACGCUGGCGUUCUUUUCGCCCCAAAGAUCAAUGAUCUUCCAGUAAAUGAGAAGUUCUGUUAUCUGUACUUGCCGACGAUCGUAUCGCUCGUGCUGAGUUUUGUCUGGACUUGGAUCGACCUCGACAUCAAGAGGCUUGAGCCUUUCGUUCAACUAUCCCGCUCAAAAGGCGCGCUCGGGAAAAGUUCAGUACUGCUGCAAUAUCCCUUCGAUUUUGUGGCACUUGUACCAUUCGCUGCUCUCCAAAGAAGACAUUGGCCAGUAUUCUCGGCUUCCCUGGCCGUGGUACUUAUCUUCUGGGGGCUUACUCCCUUGCAAUCCAGCAUAUUCGCAACGAAGACGAUCGAAAAAUCCUCGCAAGUGCCUGGAAUAUUGUCUACAUCGUAUCUCUCAUUGCAUGAUCAGACGACCACGUUGACCGGGCUGUACGCUCAAUCCGUUUACAACAUUGUAUGGUUAAAUGAGAGCUUACCUCCGUUCAUGGACCGGCAAGGAAUGCUUGCGCCUUUCUCUCUGGCAGACAACGAUACAAUGCAGACAGCCGAGACAUGGACCACAAACACGCGUUUUUACUCAGUUGACAUCAACUGUGAGGAAACUGGUCGUGGUAUGAAUAGCUCUUGGGGAUGCACGUACGACAACAACUAUAUGAACCUUGAUUCCACUCUACUGAGCAGAGACCAAUACAGCACUAUGUAUGUGGGCUACUGGUAUGAAGAGAGUAUGGAUUCCUAUUUGAACGGUUUAUGCCCGAAAGAAGCAAAUCAAACCUUUCUUGUCCGCUGGAUAUCUGGAAUAACCGAAGGUACCAUCGACAAGUCCCAACCUCAGAAUGUUAACACCACGCUCUGGUGUAGGCCGACCUACNNUAAUCCAGCUAACUUGAGACUCGCUGCAGAUCAACAGGAGGUGAUAGCCACCGUUGUCCCCCCAGAGAUGAACGUCCUGGACAUCGUGCCCACCGGUCCCAAGGAGCCACUUCCCAGGGAUCUGAUCAACAUCACUGACUUCGAAUGGAGUAUGAGCCAGGGUUAUGAAAAGAAUAACAAUCGGGGAAUCUUCCCUACAUCAUCAUGGCCAGAUCCAAAAGAAAGGGUUCGGACUAACUUCCCGGAGCUUGUAUGGAAAGACUAUUUGCCAAACCUGGCAAGUUUUGCACUCGGUGCGUAUGCACGGCCUGUGGCAGACUAUCUCGGCGCCGAAACCCUCAAAAACUCCUAUCAGGCUGCCUAUCGUCUACUGCUUGCACGAAAGCUGGCUGAUGUAUUGUCACUCGAUCUCAACCAUAACAAAACAGUGCUUGCGACAAGACGUUACCAGACGCAAACAGUGAUUAUGGUACCAACGUUUGUCUACAUUGUUGAAGGUUUACUGGCAACCACAACACUCAUUGCUCUCAUGAUACUUUUUCUACCUUCUUGGAGAAAGACUAAUCUCGCAUCCGAGCCUGCAAGCAUAGCUUCUUUGAUGACUCUUACGAGUAGCGAUCAACGUAUCAUAGAGACAACAAGUGGGACGGACCGCGCAACAUCUCAGGAGCUCAAAGACUUAUACCAGGAGGCUGAAUUCAUUUUGCAACCGGGACGACAUUCUCAAGAACCCACCCUUUGCUAUCUUGGCCCCGAUAUGCAACCACCACCUUCCAAGGACGCGACCACAAAAUCGAUAGUACCAAUACUACCCCCUGAGUUAUCCUGGAUCUUUGGAUGUGGUUUUCUGAUAUUACAAACCUCGGUCAUGGCUGCACUUAUAUAUACUUACGUUCGUGCGCAAGUUCAAGAUGGUAAUUUCCGCACUACACUCAAAACUACUGUCAANCUGACAUUAAAAGGCCUACCUCGCCCCUCGAAGUCUCUAUUCAUCAAGCAGAUUGUGAUCAAGUAUUUGCCGAUGAUAGUGGGUGCCUUNUUUGAGCCAAUCUUUACAUGGCUUACCAGGACUCUUUGUAUGCUUCAACCAUACGAGCAACUUCGCAGAGGCGACGCGGCGCCAUCACGCUCACUUAGUGCAGCCUACAACUCCUUACCACCGCAAGCUGUGAUGUUCAGAGCGCUGAAGACAGGACACAUCUCCUUAGCAUCUAUUUGUUGUAUCAUGACGUUCCUGGCGAAUGUGGUGUCUGUAGCUUUCAGCAGUCUACUGUAUGAGCACACUAUCAUGCUCCCAACGCCUCGAAACUUCACAGUCAAGUAUCAGCUACCGAUCAAUGCCUCUAGGAUCCCCAAUUCAUUCUCAAGUUCGACCUUCGACCACUUCUACGUCGCAAUGUCGAAUCUCACCGCCGGUACACCUCUGCCAGCAUGGACCGACGAAAGGUUCUUCUAUGUCCCCUUCCAGGACGUAGAUAGUGGCAACGCUUCUGCGAACCUUUAUCGCGUAAGAACACCUGCUGUCAGUGCCUCGUUGCAUUGUUAUCCAAUGUAUCAGAAAUCACUUGGAAAGACUUUGACGUGGGACAUACCAGCUGGUAGCCCAAGUUGUAACCUCUCGUCCCUACAAACUUAUCGAAGCGUCGAGUCACGAUCACCUGAAGCUAUCGAAUACAUGAGCUUUAAUAACUCUUACUCGAGUAACAACCAUACGUCGGACUGCGAGCUCACUGUCUUAGCUGGAUGGGGUAGAUCAUCCAAGGGAUCUACAGAACAAUCUCUAGAUGCGUCCUGGAUGGGUUGUCAGCCUCAGCUUCAUGUCGAACUUCGCGAAGUCAUGGUUGAUCAUAAAGGUCUUGUUCAGGCCUCAACUCCCAUUAACGACACUAUGAACCACGAAAAUCGGUAUCUCCAGGCUGGCUCUAGCGAUAUUCUCGAUGCUUUUCACACGCUGCUUACACUGUCGAUUGCUCCGAAAUAUCCAUAUAUUGCUUCCAAGCCGUAUCACAACGACUCGUAUCCUAGUGACUUUGUCAAUUACCUCUUGGCACAGACAUUGAACAGUUCGGCAACUCUGGAUCCUCAUCUUCCACCACCAUCUUUCAACACGACCGCGCCAAUUGUGGAAGCUCUGUAUGCCAGGAUAUUCGCAAUUGUACUCGGCACACGUAUCGAUACAAUACUUCAACCGUCGAACAAAUCAAUCGUCGUUGCCGGCUCUGUACUGACUCCGGAGGCCCGAAUUUUUGUUUCGUCGCCUAUGUUCUUUCUUUCCAUUGGGAUAUUGAGUACAUACAUCUUGUUCACGAUCACAUUGUACAUUCGCCGACCCUGGAGGAUACUACCUCGAAUGCCUACAACAAUCAUUAGCCAGAUUCCUUUCUUUGCUGCCAGUCACGCAUUACAAGAUUUCUUGGAUACUUCAGAUACGUCCGGAAGAGAGCAGAGUUCCAAUGCUCAAGGGCUGAGGCAAAGAUACGGGUUCGGGCGCUUCAUAGGAACGGAUAGAAAAGCGCAUAUCGGCAUUGAACGGGAACCUCUUGUGCAAAUUCUCACCAAGAAGGAUUUACGUUUGAUGCAUGAACAUACAUCACCG
Aureobasidium uvarum is the source of this 3727-nucleotide messenger RNA. The record is from the annotation of a GenBank genome assembly. Lineage: Eukaryota; Fungi; Ascomycota; Dothideomycetes; Dothideales; Saccotheciaceae.